AAGGAAGUCCCGUUAAAUACCAGGAAGUUGUAAACAAAGCUGACAGCUAUUUAGUUAGCUGUUAAGUACAUGAAUGGAUGCCCAGUAAGCCGUGAAAACAGGCCAGUUGUUCAUCGAUAUCGUGGAUUAAUUAACAGUACAGCUUGUUUUAUACAUAUAGAGCGGGUUUCGCGAGAAUAUAUAUAUAUAUAUAUCCCUUCGUAUGUUCGUUUCACAAGCUAACGUUAGCUGCCUUCCGUUAUAUCGUUAGGAAAGGCUAACGUUUGCACAAGGGCAUUGGAGCUAGCGUUGACGCUUGCAAAGUUAAUUUACAGCUUUAUUAAACCGAAGUGAACGGUUAGUGAGAAUUCUCAGUGUCUGGUUCUUUUUUCCCUUUCUGCGUUUGCUGUCCGGAGGCAGAAAGAACGUGAAAAAAAGGGCGAAGUCCGCAUUUAGCAAAACAACAAUGUCUACUUCAAACGCUAAUUUUAAAAACAAGUGUGUGACCCAGGUGAACUGCAUAUUUUGUGACAGCCUGCUCUGCACGAGAGGCAUGAAGGCAGUGCUUCUUGCAGACACCGAGGUCGAGCUGUUUUCCACUGACAUACCUCCCAAUAGAACUGUUGACUUUGUGGCCAGCUGCUACUCCACUGAAAGCUGUAAAUGCAAACUGAGAGACAUCGCAUGUCUCAAAUGUGGAAAUGUUGUGGGCUAUCACGUUGUAGCCCCCUGCAAACCCUGCCUGCUCUCCUGUAACAACGGCCACUUCUGGAUGUUCAAUAGCGAUGCUGUUUCUACUCUCAACAGACUGGAUUCAACAGGCCUUAAUCUGCUCCUUUGGGGAGAUCUUCCCGAGCUAGAUGACAGCGAGAAUGAAGAAUCAGAAAGCCCAUCAGAGGAGGAGUGUAUUAGGUAGAGUGGGAUAUGGACAAUGUGAGAGACCUGGAGUGCCAGCUUUUGAGAGGUGGAGAUUUUAAAAAAAGAAAAAAAAGUGUAUAAUCCAUGCUGGGAUGAGACAAAAGAAGAGGAACCAAAAGGGUAAAUGAACACCCAGUUACAUGGGACCAGCAAUCCUGCUGUACUACUCUGUGUGGGCUGAAAGAUUAAACCAUUGUUCACUUAUGACCCUACCUGGAAAAAAAAAGUGGUGUCACAGCAGGUGUUUUCCCACUAUAAGCUGGCAGAGAACACCUGCCUUGACAUUAGUGAUUUGGGGUGUGGCUGUAAAUACUGGAAGGUUUAAACCCAAAGAGAGCGGUACAGGGGAAGCUUUUGGUGCUCGUAAUUGAGUGUUUUAAUUACCCUUUAACCUGUGACCAUGCCUUUCCUGAUCACUUUUCACUGUUAAAAGCACAGACACGCACAUUCACACAUUCUUUUCAGUCUUUCUCUCAUUUUUGUACAUUUGUG
This is a messenger RNA of Pundamilia nyererei, 1389 nucleotides long. Its product is annotated as protein FAM72A. The transcript is spliced from 4 exons. The record is from RefSeq and is a predicted model, not a curated record. Lineage: Eukaryota; Metazoa; Chordata; Actinopteri; Cichliformes; Cichlidae. Gene Ontology annotation, cellular component: cytosol. Bases 446 to 895 code for a protein of 149 amino acids.